This is a messenger RNA of Symsagittifera roscoffensis, 1333 nucleotides long. RefSeq lists its product as uncharacterized. The record is from RefSeq and is a predicted model, not a curated record. The transcript has 6 exons. Gene Ontology annotation, biological process: regulation of microtubule polymerization or depolymerization. Bases 90 to 1319 code for a protein of 409 amino acids. NCBI's taxonomy places the organism in Eukaryota, Metazoa, Xenacoelomorpha, Acoela, Convolutidae.
GUUUUUCUCCCUCUUAAUGCUAGGCCACUUUGCAGUUUUACGCAAACGUAAUUUGGCAGCGAUGGUUUAGCGACUACAUCCCAACUUUCAUGAAAAGUGCAACUGAGCUGUUCUCCCGUCCAGGCUCUGGGCCCGUAGUGCUCUCGCCAGAAUGCAGAGGCCGUAAAAAUAAGAUCGGCAUCGAGAACAACACCAACGGCAGCUCCACUUCACCCACCACAGUCGGCUCAUUCGGGGACACCAUUCGAUCUCCACUAGCAGACAAAAACAGCUCGAAAGAGACACGACUGGUGAACACCGGGUCCACGAAGACAGUGCUGCCCAAAAUAGAGUCGUCAUCGCCACCCAAAGCUUAUCUAAACGAGGAUUAUAGAAAAGGAUCUGCACAGUCCAAGGCCUCCCAGGACAGUGGCAUCGGAGAAGACCAACUGAAGCCAGCUGUGUUGCCCCCAGUGACUUCUAGCUCGCCAGUCACUCUGCCCGCAAUAGAGAGUAAAAAUGGAGGAUCUGGACAGAGUGGGGGGCUCGUGCCCAGACUAGCUAGCGAGGAAAUACUCUCCCAGCUCAAUGAAAUAGGAAUAGUGCCUCUGAAAACGAACAGAUGUGGCAGCUCAUUAGCUUUCAACAUAGAAUUAGACAACGGCUCAAAACAUCCCCACUCUAGCAACAAUGAAGACGAAGUGAGGGGAGGCGGGGUAGGGGCAGGGGCAGGGGGAGAAGGGAGGAUGUUGCCCCCUCUGCCCCCGAGUAGACUGCACAGACUGAACAGCCUUCCGCCCAUCCAGCCCCCCUCGAUAGAAGUACUGGACGCCAAACAGAAGAAGGCUGAACAGAGACGCAAGAACCGUGACGAGAAAAUUCGACAAAAGUUGGAGAAGCUUCGUCAGCGUCGCCUCUCGGAAACGGAGUUGUCGGAGCGGGAUGACGACAUGAAAGAGAAGGUGUCGCAGGACAUCCAGCAGAAACAACAGCUUAUAGAGCAGAACAAACAGAAGCUCAAGGAAGCGCAAGAGGAGCGAAAGAGGCGUAACGAAGAGCGACUUCAGCGGGUGCGCAUGAACAAGGAGAAGCUAAUGAUGAACGGGGGAGGGGGCUAUGGGGACAAACUGGACGACAGCUACUCGGACCCUAUCGAGUCAGGAGCCAUCGACACAGGCGACCAGUCAGAUCUGGACGGCAGUGGAGAUGUUGGCAAGUUGAAUGAUGCAACAGGUGGCAAUGGUCUGCCAGGAGCAGGCGGAGACAUUAGAGGGACACAGAGGAAUAUAGUUGAAGGCACCAACGCAGCCGGAGAGCCCAACGAGGAUGAUAUAUUCUGAAUACAAUUAGUAAU